Molecule: messenger RNA, 845 nt
Organism: Protobothrops mucrosquamatus (brown spotted pit viper)
Lineage: Eukaryota; Metazoa; Chordata; Lepidosauria; Squamata; Viperidae
Gene: BABAM2
Product: BRISC and BRCA1 A complex member 2
Exons: 7
Coding region: 123-806 (227 amino acids)
Biological process (GO): double-strand break repair
Cellular component (GO): BRCA1-A complex; BRISC complex
Source: RefSeq, a predicted model, not a curated record
GCGGCGCGCACGUACUGUAGCGUGCCAGGCUUCAGUGGGCGGAUCCACGCAGGCGCCCGCGGCGCGAGGGAGAGGCGAGCGGUCGGCGCAGUUUCGGGAAUUGAAUAUAAUUUACAAAUAAUAUGUCUCCUGAAGUUGCCUUAAACAGAAUUUCUCCAUCACUUUCUCCUUUGAUCUCCAAUGUAGUCAGAAAUGGAAAAGUGGGAUUGGAUGCAACUAACUGUUUAAGGAUUACUGAUCUGAAAUCUGGCUGCACAUCAUUAACCCUUGGACCAAGCUGUGAUCGAUUUAAGUUGCAUAUUCCAUAUGCUGGAGAAACAUUAAAAUGGGAUAUAAUUUUUAAUGCUCACUAUCCUGAGUUGCCACCUGACUUUAUCUUUGGAGAGGAUGCUGAAUUUUUACCUGAUCCUUCUUCCUUACAUAAUUUGGCCUGCUGGAAUCCUUCAAAUCCUGAAUGCCUCCUGCUUGUUGUAAAGGAACUUGUACAACAGUAUCACCAGUUUCAAUGCAGCAGAUUACGUGAGAGCUCUCGGCUCAUGUUUGAAUAUCAAACAUUACUUGAAGAACCUCAGUAUGGAGAGAAUAUGGAAAUUUAUGCUGGCAAAAAGAACAACUGGACUGGUGAAUUUUCAGCUCGUUUCCUUCUGAAAUUACCAGUGGACUUCAGCAACAUCCCUACCUACCUUCUCAAGGAUGCAAAUGAAGAUCCUGGAGAAGAUGUUGCUCUACUUUCAGUCAGUUUUGAGGAUACAGAAGCUACUCAGGUUUUUCCCAAAUUGUAUCUCUCUCCUCGAAUUGAACAGUGAGUGCUAUAUCACAUAUAUAGUAAUCUUGGUUUCACAAUA